This is a messenger RNA of Pelecanus crispus (Dalmatian pelican), 198 nucleotides long. Lineage: Eukaryota; Metazoa; Chordata; Aves; Pelecaniformes; Pelecanidae. The record is from RefSeq and is a predicted model, not a curated record.
AUGGCUGAUGCAUUUGUGGAGAGCAAAAUCAGGGACGGCAGAGUAACCCUGUUCAUAAAGCCAGACUGCUCUUACUGCAGGAAUGCCUGCGACAUUCUAAAGAAGUACGACUUUGUGUACGGAGGCCUGAAAGUGUGUGAUAUUAGUGGGCGGGAGGACGUCCAGGAAACCUUGCAGCGAAGAACAAGGCAAAGAACG